UGUUGUAAAUGUCGGGAGUCAUUGAAUAAUUUUUCAUGUUUUAAAAAGUACAUAUAAAAAUAAUGUAUAAAUUAAGAAUCAUCUUUUGGUCCUGUCAACUUAUAUUUUUUUAUCUGAAAAUAUCGCUUGCAGUACCGGUGAACAAUCCAAUUGCUGUAAAUAACAAUAAUAAAAGUAAUCCUGAUUUUAGUUCAAGUUUUGCAAAACAAAUUUUACGUCUCUCCAGAACAGCUGAAAUAAGCAGCCUACUUAAUACAAAAGCGAAUCCAUGUGAAGACUUCUAUACAUACGCUUGUGGCAACUGGCAUCGCAGCAAUCCUGCACAGUUGUUCACGAGCAUUAUGACGGAUAGAUUCCAAAUGAUAGCUCAAGUAUUCGAUAGGCGUUUGAAGAGAUUUCUAAACUUGCCGCGAAGUGGUAAUGACCUCGAAGAUAAAGUGCGUGAUUUUUAUCAAGCCUGUUCGGUGGUGAAAAGUAAUAAGAUACAAUACAGUUUGGCAUUGGAAAACCUAUAUAAGGAGUUUGGAUCAUUGCCUGCACUGAUUGGUGAUCAGUGGAACGAAACUGCAACUGAUUUCAAUUGGUGGAAAACAGCUGCUAAAAUUCAACAUAAAUAUGGGCAUCAAAUUUUGUUUGCUGUGGAUGUAUUUGAGGAUAUACGAAAUAGUGAUCAAAAUCGCAUUUAUUUGGGACCACCGGAGUUUACCGCCACUUCAAGUACAAAAAUAUUGAAUAUUUUGCAAGAAGUCAGCGCUUCAAUGCGUAUGGAAGAAGUGCUUGGUGUGGAACAUAGUGUUGCCAAACAAACCGCCAAAGAUAUAUUUUUGUUCGAACAGAAACUAAUACGUGGUGCUUCGAAUGCUCGCUCUGGUCUUGGUUUAAAUGAUCUGCUGACAUUGCGAAAAGUUGAUGAACUGCAAAUGUUAUACGCCUCACAAAAUUUUGAUCUACGUAAGUACUUGCAAAUUGUUCUAGGUACAGAACCACCUAAUGAAAUUUAUGUCUAUGAUGAGGAUUAUAUUGAUAGCUCGAUUCAAACCUUGCACGAAGCAUCUGAACGCACUAUUGCAAAUUAUAUAAUUUGGCAACUGCUGCAAGAGUAUAUGAUUGAAGCGGAUGAGGAUGACCUAUUAAGUUGGUGCAUAGAUAAAACGAAGAAAUAUUUUGGCAAAUUUGUGGAUCACAUGAUUUAUGAAAGCUAUAGAAGCGAUAAGGCUGAACAAGAAGUGUAUGAUGUAUGGACGCAGAUACGUGACACAUUCCGUAAAAAUUUAUUAGGCGAUAAAUUGGAUUGGAUCUCCAACUCCACACGUACUUAUGCUAUUGAAAAAUUAGAUACAAUGAAAUUAGCUAUUAAUUCAUAUGAUAAUGAGAACUUUACUGAACACUAUGGUGAGUUGGAAAUUGAUCGUUUGAAUUAUGUUAAAAAUGUACAACAAAUACUUAUGCGAGAAAGUAGUAAUAAAUUUAGCAAACUUAAUAGUACUGCUGCCAGCAUUGAUGCCACAGAGGUGCUGUCUUUUACUCCGGCAUAUAAUAUACUCGAAAAUAAUAUCAAAAUACCAGUGGCAUUUUUACAACCACGUUUCUUUUGGGAUGAUACUUCUCCAGAAGUGCUGAAAUUUGCUACUUUAGGCACACUUAUCGCACAUGAGAUGGUACAUGGAUUCGAUGACGAUGGACAUAAGCUUGAUAAGAAUGGUAAAACACAUAAUUGGUGGGAUGCGAAAUCUCAGUAUGAAUUUGAUGAACGACGUAAGUGUUUCCAGGCACAAUAUCAUAGUUACAAAUACGGGGGUACACAAUUGCCAGAGAGUGUAUCACAAUCGGAAAAUAUAGCAGAUAAUGCAGGUGUAAAAAUAGCCUAUGCUUCUUAUAUUAAUUGGUUGAACUCACAAAAGAAAGAAAAACCUGAUAUAGAAGAAUUGGAAGCACUGCCGGGUUUAGCUUUUAAUAAUCGUCAAUUGUUCUUUUUGAGCUUUGCGCAGAUGUGGUGUGAUGAUGUGCAAACUUUAUUUAAAUCUUCUGUCGCUUCGGAGGAUAUGCAUGCACCAGGAAAGUAUCGUGUUAUUGGACCAUUGUCAAACUUUCAAGAGUUUUCUUGGGUUUUUGAGUGUAAACAAGAUGCACCAAUGGAUCCAGAGUAUAAGUGCUCGAUAUACUAAAUCAUUACUGUCGUUUAACAAAAUUUCAAAACAUUAUAUAGAUAAGAAAUAAUGAAUACAUAUAGAAUGAAAAAGCGCUUUUCUAUAACCAUUUCUUUAUUCUUUAUUUAUUAGUGUUUAUAGGUUAAUUUAAAUACAAAUAUUGUAGAAUUACUAUUGUUAAUUUCACAAGGAAUAUUAUUUUUUAUAAAUUUUUUGUUAAU
Molecule: messenger RNA, 2368 nt
Organism: Teleopsis dalmanni
Lineage: Eukaryota; Metazoa; Arthropoda; Insecta; Diptera; Diopsidae
Product: neprilysin-4
Exons: 1
Coding region: 63-2165 (700 amino acids)
Biological process (GO): protein processing
Cellular component (GO): plasma membrane
Molecular function (GO): metalloendopeptidase activity
Source: RefSeq, a predicted model, not a curated record